AUGCACGAUCUCGAGAUGGAACAACUUUUGAGUGCAUUAACUCAAAGUCAACAGCAACUAGCUCAAGGCCAGCAGAUUCUCAUGCAACAGUUGGCUGAAUCGCAGAAACACAUAGUAACGCUUUUGCAACAAACGCAAGAAGGUGCUAAAGGUCUAAUCGAGGAAGAACGUAAACAGUUACUUCUUAACGCAUUGGGCGAUGACGAAUAUCAACGUUUGUUAAGCCGGUUGUUGCCUACUAAGCCAUACGAUUUGAGUUUCUCUGACCUCGUCAAGCAACUAAAGAAACAAUUUCACGAUAACAAGUCGCUUUUUCAACGCCGCUUCGAAGCUCUAAAUUUUCGGGCAACGCCGCCCAUGGCGGUAAUCGAUAUUCUUGAUCGAAUAAGAAUCCUGGGAGAUGCUUUCGAAAUUAAUAAUUUCAACAUUGACCAACUUAAAAUUUUGCUUACUGCAAUUUCACUUAGCGACCAUGCUUAUCAUACUGAACGUGCUCUCUUGUUUAAAAUUACAGCUGAGAAGGAAAAUUGCACCUACAGUGACAUUAGAGAAAUUUGUUACGCCCACGUAGAACAUACUGCGGAUGUAAGACGCGUCGAAAACCAGCAUAGCCACGAAGUUAAUGCCGUACAAAAAGUGGCUGGAACAAAAGGCUCGAAUAAGGAAGCCAAGAACCACACUAAGCCGACUAAGAAGAAAUUGUCAUCUUCGCAAUGCCGCGGCUGUGGCCUUACGACACACAAAAGAGAAGACUGUCCGUUCAAAGACGCGGACUGCAGGAUUUGCAAAAAGACUGGUCAUAUAGCAAAAGUCUGUCUCUCUAAAGGUGCUUCUCCUAAGCAUAGAAAAUACGUGGAAAUUUUGCUUAACGGAAAAAAGCUUAAAAUGCAAUUAGACACUGGCGCUGAUGUAACUACAAUCGGAAUUAAAGUAUGGACGAAAUUAGGACGCCCUACGCUGCAACCGUACAAAUCUUCUUGCGUAAGCGUCUCAGGUCAAAGAAUUAAGAUAGAAGGAUUCUUUCAUGCGACCUGA
Cyphomyrmex costatus is the source of this 1035-nucleotide messenger RNA. RefSeq lists its product as uncharacterized. Gene Ontology annotation, molecular function: nucleic acid binding; zinc ion binding. The coding region runs from base 1 to 1035 and encodes 344 amino acids. The record is from RefSeq and is a predicted model, not a curated record. The transcript has 3 exons. Lineage: Eukaryota; Metazoa; Arthropoda; Insecta; Hymenoptera; Formicidae.